AUGUCUGACUAUGGUAACCUCUCUCGCUUUGCAAGUCAUUGGCUAAUGAUCUGCUAUACUCCGGCUAGGCUAUACCCUAUAUACCAGCAGCGCCUAGAGGUGUUCUUUGUGCUGCUCAAGCCUCUAGUCUCCGAGACUGCGGCUGCUGGAAAUGGGGCUGUGGCUGAGGCUUUGACUGGGACUGAUGGUGGAUGGCGUGCCAAGAGAGAUACCAACUUGGACGAAGUAACUAUAACCAUAUCUAAGCUGAAGUAUAACAAAUCCGCUGAAGCAAAUGGCUUGAAUGCCGAGCUUUUCGGAGCAGCUGGAGACAAUUUAGUUAGGAGCAUUCACCAACUUAUUUGCUAUGCGGACGACAUAGACAUAAUCGGUCGAUCCAAGAGAGCUGUACUUGAGGCCUUCACAGGGAUUGAAGAACAGGCGAAACUAGUUGGUCUUCAAGUGAAUGAGGAUAAGACAAAGUACAUGUUAUCAACAAACAAAGCAACAGCUGUCCACAGCCUAAGACAAAACGUCACUCUUGGUAGCAACAAUUUCGAGGUAGUUAAGGAGUUCACCUAUAUUGGAACAAACUUCAAUCCCACGAACGACACCUUAGUGGAGAUCCGAAGAAGAAUUACCCUAACGAACCGCUGCUGCUUCGGUUUGGCCAAACAACUGGGUUCAGAACUCCUCACUCGAAAGACAAAGUGUCUGCUAUACAAAACUGUGAUUUUACCAGCCCUACUCUACGGCGGCGCCGAGUGCUGGACGAUAAGUAAGAAAAGGGAAUUGAUACUGGGCACUUUCGAAAGAAAAAUUCUUCGACGGAUUUUUGCUCCCGUAUGCGACGAUGUCGAAUGCAGAAGAAGAUACAACCGAGAACUGUAUGAGCUGUUCCAAGACGGUGACUGUAGAGUGCAUGCGAGGGAUCGUUCACGAUGGAAGACUGCAUUAUCGUAG
Messenger RNA from Eupeodes corollae, 942 nucleotides. RefSeq lists its product as uncharacterized. The coding region runs from base 1 to 942 and encodes 313 amino acids. The transcript has 3 exons. The record is from RefSeq and is a predicted model, not a curated record. NCBI's taxonomy places the organism in Eukaryota, Metazoa, Arthropoda, Insecta, Diptera, Syrphidae.